CAUUAGUUAAUACUUCCACUCCAUGCAUGUAACAGGUUACGAUACAAGCAGUUUCUCGUCUUAACAGUCCAAUACGCUGCAUCCCGCCCUCACGGUCGGCUAUCUAUAUAAUCAAGGCAGCAUUACUUUCACCUUGUCCCCGAAUUGCGAUGGAUCCUUCUCUUUACAAAGAUUUUACCACGUCUCGUGGUUAUGACUACCAUUUCUUUCUGUCCCUCCCUAAGGAUGACCAUCCCUACUUACUCUUCUUGCAUGGCUUUCCAUGCACCUCCUUCGACUGGCGACACCAGGUUCCCUUUUUCAUCAAUGAGGGCUACGGACUCAUAGUUCCAGAUCUCCUUGGCUAUGGCGGUUCUUCAAAGCCCACCGAUCCUGCAGACUUUCGAUCCACCCUUCUUACGAAAGAUCUCGUAGAGCUGGUCGAUGCAGAAAAUGCAGCCCGUGUUGUCGCCAUCGGUCAUGACUGGGGCUCCAAGCUUGUCGGUCGUCUCGCCAACUACUACCCCAAUCGAUUCAUCGGAUUCGGCUUCUUAGCUGUAGGCUAUUGGUUGCCAAGCACGGAAAAUAACUACGAAAAUUUUAUGGUCCUGUCUAAGAACACCUUUGAAUACGAAAUAUUCGGAUAUUGGUCUUUCUUCUCGUCAGAGGAGGCCCCCAAAAUCAUCGAAGAAAACAUGGAAUCGUUCUUAAGACUCAUACAUUCUGGAGAUCCCAAGGCAGCCAGCGAUUUCGCUCCUACGGGUGCUUUGAAGUCGUAUCUGCUACGGGGUGGCAGGUCCUACGGUCCUCUUGCUCCAUACAUCACAGAGGAGGAGAAGGACAUUCGUAAGAAACAAUUGGUCGAAGGUGGUAUGGCCAGCUGUUUGAAUUGGUACACAAUAAUGACCUCAGGAAUUGAUGCUGAAGAUAACAAAGCUGUGCCGGCGGAAAACCUUCAGAUUACGAAGCCGGUCUUCUAUGGUGGUGCAUUGAAAGACAGUGUAGCUAUCAAUGCUAUCAACAUGAAGGAAACCGUUGAUAAUUGUAAGAAUACGACUGUUCAUGAGUAUGCCAGUGGACAUUGGGUAGUUUGGGAUAAGAAGGACGAACUUAACAGUGAUCUGUUGAGCUGGGUUAAAACGUUGUAGUCACGGUGUAACCCAAUUUCGAGAUUUUAUAGAUUGGCGAGUUAACAAUCACU
This is a messenger RNA of Guyanagaster necrorhizus, 1180 nucleotides long. Its product is annotated as alpha/beta-hydrolase. The record is from RefSeq and is a predicted model, not a curated record. Lineage: Eukaryota; Fungi; Basidiomycota; Agaricomycetes; Agaricales; Physalacriaceae. The transcript has 6 exons. Bases 150 to 1127 code for a protein of 325 amino acids. Gene Ontology annotation, molecular function: catalytic activity.